Molecule: messenger RNA, 1837 nt
Organism: Xiphophorus couchianus (Monterrey platyfish)
Lineage: Eukaryota; Metazoa; Chordata; Actinopteri; Cyprinodontiformes; Poeciliidae
Product: cytochrome P450 2K1-like
Exons: 9
Coding region: 79-1608 (509 amino acids)
Biological process (GO): xenobiotic metabolic process
Cellular component (GO): cytoplasm; intracellular membrane-bounded organelle
Molecular function (GO): oxidoreductase activity, acting on paired donors, with incorporation or reduction of molecular oxygen, reduced flavin or flavoprotein as one donor, and incorporation of one atom of oxygen; heme binding; iron ion binding
Source: RefSeq, a predicted model, not a curated record
AGCCAAACUAAUCCCAUUCUCUGUUAGCUGCUUUCCUUUCCAGCGCUCACUCUGACUGCCAGAACCUGAUCUGGAGCGAUGGACGUUUUCAGAGUCAUGGGGGUUUUAGAUGUUUUCCUCCGGUCCUCCUUGACCUCAUGGUUGGUAGCUCUGGCUGUCCUGCUGCUGGUCUAUUUCAUCGCCUCCAGCUUUAGUUCUGGAAAACAUGGGAAGGAGCCGCCGGGCCCGAGACCACUUCCUCUGAUUGGAAACCUUCUGCAGAUUGACCUGAGCAGACCGUACCACACAUUCCAGGAGUUUUCUAAGAAGUAUGGAUCAGUCUUCACUGUGUAUCUUGGGCCCCAAAAAGUGGUGGUUCUGACCGGAUACCAGACGGUGAGGGAGGCUCUGGUUCAGCACGACGAGGAGUUUGGAGACCGGGACUCAUUUCAGAUUUUACGUGACUUCAACAAAGGGCAUGGGGUUUUGUGGUCGAACGGUGACUCUUGGAGAGAAAUGCGACGCUUUGCUUUGACAAACCUCAGGGACUUUGGGAUGGGCAAGAAGGCGUGUGAAGACAAAAUCAUCGAGGAGUGUCAGCAUCUCAUUGAGGUUUUUAAGAAUUUCAAAGGAAAACCUUUUGACACAAUGCAGCCGACUAACUACGCCGUCUCCAACAUCAUCUGCUCCAUGGUGUACGGCAGCAGAUUUGAAUACAGUGACCCAGAGUUCACAUCAAUGGUGGAUCGAACCAACAGGAACGUUCUGCUCAGCGGUUCUCUUUCCCUUCAGCUUUACAACAUGUUUCCACGCAUCUUUAAAUGGGUCGCAAGGAGGAAGGAGUUCGUAGAAAUGGCUGUAGCCAAUCAGAAGCAGAACUUCGCCCUCUUCAGGCGGUUAAAGGAGACGCUGAACCCGGAGAUGUGCAGAGGCUUUGUGGACGCCUUUCUGGUUCGCAAGCAGAACCUGGAGGCAUCUGGUAAUAAAAACAGCCACUUCCAUAAUGAGAACCUGCUAAUGACGGUCACAAACUUAUUCAGCGCCGGGACUGAAACAACAUCCACCACUCUGAGAUGGGGGCUUCUCCUCAUGGCCAAAUAUCCAAAGAUACAAGACCGGGUCCAGGAGGAGCUGAGGAGGGUGAUAGGAGAUCGGCAGGUUCAGGUUUCAGACAGGAAGAGUCUGCAGUUCACUGAUGCCGUGAUCCACGAGACACAAAGACUGGCCAGCAUCGUUCCCACCGCGCUGCCUCACAGAACCAGCAGAGACAUCACCUUCCAGGGUUCCUUUAUCAAGAAGGGAACCACAGUCUAUCCCCUCCUGACUUCCGUCCUGCAUGACCCCAGUGAGUGGGAGAAACCCCACAGCUUUCAUCCUGCUCACUUUCUGGACAAAGAUGGCAAAUUUGUAAAGCGUGACGCCUUCCUGCCGUUUUCUGCCGGUCGCAGGAUCUGCCUUGGAGAGAGUUUAGCCAGGAUGGAGCUGUUCAUCUUCUUCACCACCCUGCUGCAGCACUUCCGCUUCACUCCAGCACCAGGAGUUAGAGAAGACGACCUGGACCUGACGCCACGCGGAGGCAUCACUCUCAGCCCGAUGCCUCAUCUACUGUGUGCUGUUCCUCAGAUGUGAAGAAGAAUCAACAGUUCAUGCAAAGCUUUAUUUUAUGAAUCUCUAUGUCAGAGUGUGACAGAGAACAAUCUCCCAAAACUAUAUUUGUAAAACAGACACUGUUCGUGCUUAUUAAGUAAUGAAUAAAAAUCAUGCAAUAAGUCUAAAUAAAUCAUAAAAAAGAAUUUUAGUUAAAUGUUUCGUGACGUGUGGCUAAGCUAAGCUUAUCCCAGAAUAAGAUUAAAAUUAC